AAGGGAAGCAGAGACUGUCGGAUCCGGGGAAGGCGGCGGCGGCGGCUGGGGAACUUCUGCCGGUGAUUUUCCGGGUCUCUCGUUCUCCUUCCCCCCCUUCGCUUCGGUUUGGAGGGGGGAGAGAGGCGUUUAUUCAAAGCAACACCUUCCAGCGAUUUUCCCGGCACAGAGACAUUUUUUUGCAGACUUCUCCCCGCUCCGGUUUUUCGGAUCUGCGCUUUGACGAACGCUCAGAUAAACUUCCUUUAAGUUAAAGUCUGUUUCCCCCCCGGGCCCGGUUGCCCUUUUCCUCCUUUUUUCUUUUUUGCACGGGGGCGACAGCCGAAAGGAAACCGUUCUCCCCGGCCACCCCGCCUGGUCAUCCCGCGGAGGACAGCAUGGAAGUCACCACGGAUCAGCCCCGGUGGGUCAGCCACCACCACCCGGCCGUUCUCAACGGGCAGCACCCGGAUUCCCACCACCCUGGACUGAGCCAUUCGUACAUGGACCCCACGCAGUAUCCUCUGGCGGAGGAAAUGGAUGUACUUUUUAAUAUCGACGGGCAGGGCAACCACGUUCCUUCCUAUUACAGCAACUCGGUGCGGGCCACGGUGCAGCGGUACCCUCCGACCCAUCACGGUAGUCAGGUGUGCCGCCCACCUUUGCUGCAUGGCUCUCUCCCUUGGCUGGAUGGGAGUAAAGCUUUGGGAAGCCACCACAGCGCCACUCCUUGGAACCUGAGUCCUUUCUCCAAAGCCCCCAUCCAUCACAGCUCACCAGGACCUCUUUCCGUCUACCCUCCAGCUUCUACCUCCACCCUGUCUGCGGGCCACUCCAGUCCUCAUCUUUUCACUUUCCCGCCAACCCCUCCUAAAGAUGUGUCUCCAGAUCCUUCCAUCUCCACCCCGGGCUCCACUGGAUCCAGCAGGCAAGAAGAGAAGGAGUGCAUUAAAUAUCAGGUGUCUUUGGCCGAAACCAUGAAGCUGGAAUCCUCUCACUCUCGGAGCAACAUGGCCUCCUUAGGAGGAGCAUCUUCUUCUGGUCACCAUCCAAUUGCCACUUACCCUUCCUACGUUCCUGAAUACGGCUCUGGACUUUUCCCCCCAAGCAGUCUCCUAGGGGGAUCACCAACUGGAUUUGGAUGCAAAUCCAGACCCAAAGCUCGUUCCAGCACAGAAGGCAGGGAGUGUGUAAACUGUGGAGCUACCUCAACCCCACUAUGGAGGAGAGAUGGCACAGGGCAUUACCUCUGUAACGCCUGUGGAUUGUAUCAUAAAAUGAAUGGGCAAAAUCGGCCGCUGAUAAAGCCCAAAAGAAGACUGUCAGCUGCAAGAAGGGCUGGGACAUCAUGUGCAAACUGCCAGACCACAACCACCACCCUGUGGAGGAGGAAUGCCAAUGGUGAUCCAGUGUGUAAUGCCUGUGGGCUGUAUUAUAAGCUCCACAAUAUUAACAGACCCCUGACCAUGAAGAAGGAAGGCAUCCAGACCCGAAACCGAAAAAUGUCUAGCAAGUCGAAAAAGAGCAAAAAGGUCCAUGACAGCCUGGAUGAUUUUCCCAAGAGCAGCUCCUUCAAUCCUGCCACCCUUUCCAGACACAUGUCUUCUAUCAGCCACAUUUCGCCGUUCAGCCAUUCAGGGCACAUGCUUACCACACCCACUCCCAUGCACCCAUCCUCCAGCUUGUCUUUCGGACCUCACCACCCCUCCAGUAUGGUCACCGCCAUGGGCUAAGGAGCGAAUCUUGGAGAAGAGAGACUUUCCUGCUUAAAAGAAAAAGAAAAAAAAAAAGAAGAAAAGAAAAAAGAAAAGAAAAGAAAGAAGUCCCCUUUUUAAGUUCUCGGAACGAGAGAUACCUUUAUAUACUUGCCUCAUUUUAAGCAAGCAUUCUUGCCCUUCAAAACUCUUGGAUGCAGAUGGAAAAACAAGACAGGAAAAUAAAAGAAAAUGGAAAUUGUAAAGCUGGCUGAAGUCCUCAGAACAAAAGAAACAAAGCAAAAUUUAAUGUGGAAAGUUGACUGUUGGCUGCUUUUUCAAGCGUCUUUGUGUUUCUCAACCACCGAAUCGGGAUCCCAUUUGUGAAUAAAUCAUUGCAACGCAACUUCACUGUUGAACUGGGUUUUUAGUGCUGUGAAAUGAUGAUGAUGAUGAUGAUGAUGA
Molecule: messenger RNA, 2138 nt
Organism: Python bivittatus (Burmese python)
Lineage: Eukaryota; Metazoa; Chordata; Lepidosauria; Squamata; Pythonidae
Gene: GATA3
Product: GATA binding protein 3
Biological process (GO): embryonic organ development; immune system development; cell fate commitment
Cellular component (GO): nucleus
Molecular function (GO): zinc ion binding; DNA-binding transcription factor activity, RNA polymerase II-specific; RNA polymerase II cis-regulatory region sequence-specific DNA binding
Source: RefSeq, a predicted model, not a curated record